Messenger RNA from Talaromyces atroroseus, 2427 nucleotides. RefSeq lists its product as hypothetical. The coding region runs from base 1 to 2427 and encodes 808 amino acids. The transcript is spliced from 3 exons. NCBI's taxonomy places the organism in Eukaryota, Fungi, Ascomycota, Eurotiomycetes, Eurotiales, Trichocomaceae. The record is from RefSeq and is a predicted model, not a curated record.
AUGGCCGUUCUCUCUCGAAUCAUCGAGGACUCAGCAGACGAGGAGCAGGUGGCUGACGCGGUGGUCAUCCGCGGCCGCUCGGCGUCUGCGCCGUCGUGCUUCGUCUACGAGGAAGAAAUCAGACCAGUAAAUGUCCCCCUGGAAGAAAAGCCCAAGAAGAGCAAGAGGAAGGCGAAGAAGAGAAAGAAGAGGCAGGACGAGAAGCUCUCCUCGCCCCUCAAAGACGAUCGUGUGAAUACCGAGAAACCACUGACAUCGGCUUCAUCUGAAGCAUCUCUUAUACGAGGGAGACCUUACUUGGAGAACUUGCUAACUAUGAAAUCGCAGGUUACCCCCGUUGUCGACGGGCCUCUCAUCAUCGAUGGGGCCUGUGCUGCCAGGCCUUCCCGGGCAGAGAUGUUGGCUGUCGAGGAGGAAGAGGCUGUCGCUGGUUCUGGUCAUACAGUUGUCGAAAUGGCUGAUGGCUCUCGGUUCAAUUUCCCUGUUGCACCAUCUUCACAUCGGCAUAUGGGGUCCUCCCCAAUGCAUUAUGAUUCACAUGAUGUGGAUCAGACAUCUUGGUUUACUCCUCUAAAUGAAGGGGGUUACCCUUCAUAUGAUGUGAGAGGAGCGGGGAUGCCCUCCGGAGUUUCAUUUCAGACCUCUCACACACACUCAUAUUCUUCAGGAGGGCCCCUGGAAUACUCAUCCUCCUCUAUGAUGGGCUCCUAUGUGUAUGGAUCAGCUUCAGAUCCUGGUCAACCAGGACGAAUUCACCCCCCGGAACCUUCCUCCAAACACAUUCACACCCCAGACAGUGAGAAAUAUCAUCAUGAAAACUCAUCAAUAAGCCCUCCUGUUGAAGGUCAUACAGGUCAUGUCUCAAGUCCAGGCAAAGAAUCUACCGCCGAAACCCUGAGCUCUGUCACUGAGCCUGGUUCACCAUCAGCCAGGCCCGAUGGAGACUCCCGCGUUGCAGAUUCGUUUAGCACGACCCCUAUUCAGGAAGCUAGUGAUGAAUCCACCUUGAUUCUCAAUCCUGGACCAGAAUCUAUCUCAAAUACUACCGAGCCUCUAGCUGAUACAGCUCCUCGUGUCUUCCCCACGCCAAACAAGGUCACUUAUAUCAUUGUGAACAACGACUCGAAACAGACCAAAGAUAAACAGCACUCUGCUGAAACUCGCAACAGCCAGAUUGACAAUGAUAUGAUACCACCUCUAUCCACCCAUUUGCAAGACACGUUUGCAUCUGGGAAGUUCUCUGACUCUCAGAUUGUGCUCAACUCAGCCGGUGAAAUGUUCUGGUCCAUCACCUUCAAUGCCCACCGCGUCAUCAUCGACCAAAACCCCGUGCUUAGCUCCAUGCUACACCGAGUAGCAGCUUUGGAGCAGUCAAAGUCGACCCUUUAUCUGAUGGCCGGGAAAAAAUUUGCUCUUCCUCGUGCGGUCGAGUUUGCUCUACAAAAUCUUUAUGGUAUGUCCUUGAUCGACAAAGAUAGUAUCGAUCAGUUCACACGAAAGGCUCUUGGAUGGGACACGAGUGGUGCUGAGAAGCUGGCUGCCGAGAAGAUGAAAGAAGUGGCCAUGGACCUUACUUUGUGCUAUGGUGCUGUGGGUGCGUUUCUGAACGAUAUUCGCAUUGCGCAUGCAGCCUUUGAACUUGCUCUUCAGUCGCUGGAUUGGACGAAUUUGGAAAUCGCAUUGCAUUUUGGUAUCUAUCCGGAGGAUUUUCUGCUGAGCUACGAUGACAGCAACGAAAAGGAACACGAGCGGAAAGCCAAAAAGGGAAAGAAAGGCAAGAAAAAGUCUCACAAGAAAGCUACUGAGGCUGAGUUGCCGCCUAUUCAUGACAAUCUGAACGCCCAAGUCAUUCAGAAAUGGGCUCCUAAAAUUGCUUCGGCCGCUAUUCAGUUCCUCGUAGAUAACCUACCGGCUAACUUCCUCUUCGACCGUCUGGCUCUAUCGAAGGAACUUCAAGAUCGCAUCCCUCGUAAUCUACGCACUGGUUGCAGCAUUGCAACUCUGAACCCAAAUCUCACAAGCCUGACAUUCGGGCACCACCCGCAGCCCAGCAUGAACUGUACCCGUGCCUCGGCUGUUCUGUUGGCACUUCCAUAUCUGCGAUUGCGCGAAUGCUUCGAAGCAUUCCGCCAGAAGAGUGGGUUGUUUCUGACAUCAGACCUUCUCAAGUCCAUUUUGCAAGAACGCGAGCAGCGUCGCUCGCAUGCAUUGAGGGAGUGGGUUAAGAAGAACAAAAAAAACAAGAACAGCAAAGAUUAUCCCGAAUGGUUCAAGCAGGAGCUGGGAUACCAGGAAUUUGCGAUUCAAGUUGAGACGCGUGUGGAGGGGGGCUUGAGUGAUAAUGAGAAGGGCGUUGAGUUUUCGCUUCAUCGCGAGUGGAAGGGGAAUGCCGAUGGAGGGCCGGUUAUUCGCAAGUUUGCUAGUUAG